AUGCGUCUGUCACCACCAAUUGCAGGGAUUGAGAAAAAUAUUAGACGUAAAUUUAGCUCUGUUAUCACUACGGAACAAAAAACGCUGAAAUUGGAAGAGGAUGGAAACCACGAAGUAGAGGAUGAAAUUGCCAAGAUUCGGCACGCGUUUAAUUUUUUGAAGGAGAGGUUUCUCAAAACACCAGACACAUUGCACGGGAUUCCCAAAAUAGAUCCUAAAGGCAUAUAUGUGAAUAAGAACUUGAGAUUGGACAAUAUACAAGUGUACGGAUUUGACUAUGACUACACAUUGGCGCACUACUCUGCCGAUUUGCAAAGCUUAAUAUAUGAUCUGGCCAAAGAGUAUUUGGUUAAUGAGCUUAGAUAUCCCGAUAGUUGCUUGGAAUUUAAGUACGAUAAUUCAUUUCCAAUUAGAGGUUUGUAUUAUGACAAAUUAAAAGGAUGUCUAUUGAAGCUGGAUUUCUUUGGAUCAAUUGAGCCUGAUGGAUGCUAUUUUGGAAGGCGAAAGCUCAGUCGAUCAGAAAUCAACGACUUGUAUGGCACACGACAUAUUGGUCGUGAUCAAGCUCGAGGGCUAGUGGGUUUGAUGGAUUUCUUUUGCUUCAGCGAGGCGUGCCUUAUUGCGGAUAUUAUUCAACAUUUUAUUGAUGCCAAACUGGAAUUUGAUGCAUCUUAUGUUUAUCAAGACGUGAAUCGAGCAAUUCAGUACGUGCAUCGAAGUGGUUUAGCUCAUCGGGGGAUUCUGUCUGAUCCGAAGAAGUACUUAGUAAAGAAUGGACAGCUACUUCGCUUCCUUAGGAUGCUUAAAGAGAACGGGAAGAAACUCUUCUUGUUGACAAACUCUCCUUACUAUUUUGUUGAUGGAGGAAUGAAUUUCAUGUUGGAGCAGGACGCACUAGGCCAGCAAGACUGCUGGAGGGAAUUAUUUGAUGUCGUAAUUGCUAAAGCGAACAAACCAGAAUUCUAUACAUCCGAGCACCCAUUCCGCUGUUAUGAUGUGGAAAAAGACACUUUGGCUUAUUAUAAGGUGGAUGCUUUUUUUCCUAACAAUAUUUACUACCAAGGAUGCCUGAAGACUUUCUUGCAAAUAACUAAGUGGAAGGGUCCUGAGGUGAUAUACUUUGGGGAUCACCUCUUUAGUGAUCUUAGGGGGCCUUCAAAAGCUGGGUGGCGUACGGCUGCCAUCAUUCAUGAAUUGGAGAAUGAAAUACAAAUCCAGAAUGAAGAUAGUUAUCGCCGUGAACAGGCAAAGUUCCACGUGAUACAAGAUCUUCUUGGCAAACUCCAUUCAACUGUUUCCAACAGCAACACGAGCAACGAGUACAAGUCAAUUCUUCGUGAGCUGAAUGACGAGAGGCAGAAAGCACGUGCCGCAAUGAAAGGAAUGUUCAACAAGUCCUUUGGGGCCACAUUCCUUACAGACACGGGCCAGGAGUCUGCAUUCGCAUACCACAUCCACCACUAUGCCGAUGUCUACACCAGCAAACCCGAGAACUUCAUGUUCUAUCCACCUGAAGCUUGGCUGCACGUGCCUUACGAUAUUAAAAUCAUGCCACACCAUGUGAAGGUAUCACCCAACAUGUUCAGAAUGUGA
Molecule: messenger RNA, 1593 nt
Organism: Striga hermonthica
Lineage: Eukaryota; Viridiplantae; Streptophyta; Magnoliopsida; Lamiales; Orobanchaceae
Source: the annotation of a GenBank genome assembly